Messenger RNA from Leopardus geoffroyi (Geoffroy's cat), 2048 nucleotides. It is a transcript of the gene STOML1, whose product is annotated as stomatin like 1. The record is from RefSeq and is a predicted model, not a curated record. The transcript has 7 exons. The coding region runs from base 94 to 1314 and encodes 406 amino acids. Gene Ontology annotation, cellular component: plasma membrane. Lineage: Eukaryota; Metazoa; Chordata; Mammalia; Carnivora; Felidae.
AGCGGCGGCCUUCCUGGGGGCGGGCUUGGGGAGCGGCUGGCAGCGCUUGCUGGGCACCGCGCGGGGGCGCGGGGCGUGCCCCAGUCAGGAGCCAUGCUCGGCAGGUCCGGGUAUCGGGCGCUGCCCUUGGGGGACUUUGACCGUUUCCAGCAGUCGAGCUUCGGCUUCCUGGGCUCGCAGAAGGGCUGCUUGUCCCCGGAGCGGGGCGGCGUGGGGCCGGGGGCCGAUGCGCCCCAGAGCUGGCCUUCCUACCUCUGCCAUGGCCUCAUCAGUUUCCUGGGGUUCUUGCUGCUGCUGAUUACCUUCCCUGUUUCCGGCUGGUUUGCCUUGAAGAUUGUGCCCACCUAUGAGCGGAUGAUAGUGUUUCGACUGGGCAGGAUCCGCACCCCUCAAGGGCCUGGCAUGGUUCUGCUCCUGCCCUUCAUUGACUCUUUUCAGCGGGUGGACUUGAGGACACGAGCUUUCAAUGUCCCUCCCUGCAAGUUGGCCUCUAAGGAUGGGGCUGUGCUGUCUGUGGGGGCCGACGUCCAGUUCCGCAUCUGGGACCCGGUACUAUCUGUGAUGACUGUGAAGGACCUGAACGCAGCCACGCGCAUGACAGCCCAGAAUGCCAUGACCAAGGCCCUGCUCAAGAGGCCUCUGCGGGAGAUUCAGAUGGAGAAGCUCAAGAUCAGCGACCAGCUCCUGGUAGGCAGCUCUCACACGGUAGAGCUGGAAAUCAACGAUGUGACCAGGGCCUGGGGGCUGGAGGUGGACCGAGUGGAACUGGCAGUGGAGGCUGUGCUCCAGCCACCCCAGGACAGCCCAGCAGGGUCCAGCCUAGACAGCGCCCUCCAGCAGCUGGCCCUCCACUUCCUGGGAGGAGGCCUGUCCUCGGGGGCAGGAGGUGCCCCACCCCCAGGGCCAGCGGACACCUUGGAGAUGGUGAGCGAAGUCGAGCUGCCUGCCCCUCACGGCGGCGCCGGGCCCAGCCCGAAGCAGCCUGUGGCCGAGGGGCUGCUGACGGCCCUGCAGCCCUUCCUGUCGGAGGCCCUGGUCAGCCAGGUCGGGGCCUGCUACCAGUUCAACGUCCUCCUGUCCAGCGGGACCCAGAGCAUCUACUUCCUCGACCUCACUACAGGGCACGGGAGGGUAGGACACGGGGUGCCUGACGGCAUCCCUGAUGUGGUGGUGGAGAUGGCUGAAGCAGACCUGCGGGCACUUCUGUGCAGGGAGCUGCGGCCCCUGGGGGCCUACAUGAGUGGGCGGCUAAAGGUGAAGGGCGACCUGGCCGUGGCCAUGAAGCUGGAGGCUGUCCUCAGAGCCCUGAAGUAGCAGCCUUGGCUGACUGUCCAUAGCCCAGCCCCAAGUCUGGCAUCAAGCCAGGGGGGGCAUCUGGGAGGAGGAGGCACCGGUGCUGUACCUUGGAUUGUUGAAGCCUUGAGAAGUUUCAGCCCCAGCCAGGAGCCAAUGAAUGGAGGCUGGCAGACACCAGACUCUGGGAGAGACUAAGUCAGGCUGCCCUGCCUUGCUCACCUACAGCGGUCUUCUGAACAAGCCUUUGCCCGUCCUGGUACCCUGCUGAGUGCCCAGCCCCGAGCUGAGUACACAGUGUGAUGACAAGAGAGCCAGGCCUGCUUCGCUCUGCUGGCUACCUGAGUGGAGAGGCAGGGCCCAUAGAAACAGUUUGACCAUAACUGGUUUGGUCCCAGUGUGAAGGAGCAAAGCAUGUGGCUCAGGUCCAGCUCCAGAGUGGGGAUCAGAGACGUGGAGUCGGGGAGAAGGAAGGCAGCCAUCAAGAGGUCACUGCAUGGCGGGGAUUUGGGGGUUGGGCUGGGCCUGCCUUCCUGGUUGCAGCCUAGGCCCAGGCUGCUGGGUGGUGGGGAUGGAAAAGCAUGGGGCCUGCUCUGCCGCCGGCCCUGCUCCUGAAGAUGUCUUGACUAAUCCGCCAGCUCCGUCUUGCAUGCUUGACGGGCUGGGGCCCAGGGCAGCAUGUUGGAGAGCCCUGCUGUUCUGUGCUUUAUACCAGAGGUUUGCAAACCACCAAUAAAUGUGCUGUUUACAAUGUA